CAGUGUUGCUACUCGCGCAGAGAGCAGAGAACGCCCCACGCGCCCGGGUGCCGCCGCUUCCUGUGGGAUGGGGAGUGGUAGUGGUGUCACUCGCUGGAGGACGAACACACGCCCGAGAAUCUCACACCACCCCGACCAGUAACUUUCGAAGAUGUCGUCUGCCUUGUGCGUGAUUUGCGGCGCGCCGGCGCCGCUCAAGUGCUCGGCGUGCAAGUCGGUGGCGUACUGCGCGAAGGAGCACCAGAAGCAGCACUGGAAAACACACAAGACGGCGUGUCGACCGUUUGAGGUCGACACGUCGCCGGAGUUGGGGCGCCACUUGGUCGCGACGCGGGACGUCGCCGCCGACGCCGUCCUGCUGACGGAGGCCCCGCUGGUCGCGGGGCCGCGGCACCACGACAACCCGCGCGGGCCGUGCUUGGGCUGCCUGCAGCCGCUGCCCGCGGACGUGGCCGCGGACGCGCAGGCCAUGUGCCCGGGCUGCCUGUGGCCGGCCUGCUCCGCCGACUGCCCCGGCCUGCGCGACGCGCUCAGCCACCUGGCCGAGUGCCGCGUGCUGCAGGCGGGCCGGCACGUCGUGCUGCAGGACGACUUGCGCUACGACGCGCUGCUGCCGCUGCGCUGCCUGCUGCUGCAGAAGACCAGCCCCGCCAAGUGGCGCACGCUGCAGGCCAUGGACGCCAACAUGGCUGCCCGCGGUCCCGGGACACUUGUGCACCAGGAGACGCAGGACCGCGUCGUGACCUACCUGCGGGAGAACUUCCUCCGCCCGCUGUCCGUCAUCAUGUCCGGCUCCAGGGCGACCCCGGACCGCGUAGAAGGGCUGCUGGAGGACUGCUCCGAGUCGACGCUGCACCGCAUCGUCGGCGUCUUGGACGUCAACGCCCUCGAGAUUUCAUCCGGUCUCACCGACAUCUCUGCCCUGUACCCCACGGCCUACCUCAUGGAGCACAGCUGUGUCCCCAACACGAGGCACUCCUUCACGAGGAGCGCAUCUUCCGAAGAGCACGACGCGCGCUUCAGAAUCACUCUGCGGUCUGCCACCGACAUCAAGAAGGGCGAGCACAUCUCCACCAUGUACACGCACAUGCUGUGGGGCACGAUGGCUCGCCGCGAGCACCUGCUGGCCGUGAAGGGCUUCCCCUGCCGCUGCCGGCGCUGCGCCGACCCCCGCGAGCUGGGCUCGCUGCUCAGCGCGCUGCGGUGCCUGGCCUGCGGCGCCGGCAACCUGCUGCCGUCGGACCCGCUCGACGACAACGCCGACUGGCGCUGCGACGCCUGCGGGGCGCCCCUCGCCGCCGAGCACGUCAUCCAGGUGGUGUCGUCCCUCGACGAGCAGGUUGGUCAGGCCAUGGAGGGCGCGGGCGGCGCGGACGCCCUGGAGGGCACGGUGGCCAAGCUGGAGAAGCUCCUGCACCCGCACCACUACCACUGCCUGCAGGUCAAGCACUCCCUCCUCCAGCUGUACGGCGGCCAGCUGGAGAUGAGCCGUCUGAGCGCCCAGCAGCUGCAGCGUAAAGCAUCACUCAGCCGAGAGGUGCUGGGCGUGCUGCUGCAGCUGGACCCGCCGCUCGCCCGCCUGCAGCUGUACGCCGCCGUGUGCCUGCUCGAGCUGCAGCGCGCCGACCUGGAGGCCCUCAAGCGCGCCCAGGGCGAGGCCGGCACCGGCACCGCCGCGAACACCCGCGCCGCGCUGCAGGACAUGAGGGCCCUGCUGCAGCGCGCCACGCACGCGCUGCGCUUCGAGACGGCCGACGAGGGCGCGAGGAUGGUGGACGCGAUCAAGACCGCCCAGCAAGAGAUGGAGGUCUGGGCGCGCGUCAACAAGGUGGCGUGAAGACGGGGGCAAAGGAUCUCGAGGGAGAAGAUUGGUCUAAUAGACUGAAUGUGUUCACGUCCAAGAGAAGAGAGCUGUUAAAGUUAUAAUUUUUUAACUUCAGUCUUUUCAUAUUAAGAGCUUUGGUUUCAGUAUACAGUAGGUUUAUUUUUUAAAACACAAAAAACUGACAAUGUUUAACUAAGACCGGAAUGAAAUUUUUAAAAAUCAUUGGUGUACUGUUGGAAAUAAAAUAAAAUAAAUUCUAAGUUCACAUAGUGUCGGUGAGAUAAAGUUUUAAGGAGCUCAAUGUCAGUAAGUGUAUCCCUUUUUUUAUUUGUUGAAUAAAACUUUGAUUUCCCAUUGAAA
Frankliniella occidentalis (western flower thrips) is the source of this 2185-nucleotide messenger RNA. RefSeq names its product SET domain-containing protein SmydA-8-like. The transcript has 7 exons. The record is from RefSeq and is a predicted model, not a curated record. Gene Ontology annotation, molecular function: protein binding. NCBI's taxonomy places the organism in Eukaryota, Metazoa, Arthropoda, Insecta, Thysanoptera, Thripidae. The coding region runs from base 152 to 1837 and encodes 561 amino acids.